This is a messenger RNA of Aspergillus alliaceus, 1729 nucleotides long. Its product is annotated as putative monooxygenase. Gene Ontology annotation, molecular function: monooxygenase activity; FAD binding. The coding region runs from base 54 to 1382 and encodes 442 amino acids. The transcript has 5 exons. NCBI's taxonomy places the organism in Eukaryota, Fungi, Ascomycota, Eurotiomycetes, Eurotiales, Aspergillaceae. Gene Ontology annotation, biological process: secondary metabolite biosynthetic process. The record is from RefSeq and is a predicted model, not a curated record.
UGGAGAUCAGCUAGUAUUUCUCUCUCUCUCUCUCUCUCUCUCAUUUAUUUACAAUGGCCCAAUCACCACAAGAUCUUCGAAUCGCCAUUCUGGGCGCUGGUAUGGGAGGGCUCACGUGCGCCCUAGCCCUCGCCCAGGAAGGGUUCAAAAACAUAGAUGUCUACGAAUCGGCCUCGGAUCUAGGGUUCGUUGGAGCGGGGAUCCAACUGGCGCCGAAUAUGGCCCGAGUGCUAGACCGUUUGGGGGUAUGGAAGGGGAUUGAAGCUGAGGCAGUAAACAUUGUAGAGACUAGCGUGAGAGUUGGCGCCACUGACAUGGAACUGGCACAUGUUCCGCUCCACUAUAUCAAAGACACAUACGGAUACCCGCACAUGGUCGGUCACCGUUCGUCGCUGGCCAACGGGCUAUACCAGGGGUGCCUCCGCUACGAGAACAUCCGGUUCCAUUUCUCCAUCACCGCCGACAAUGUCGACUCGUUCGGCCCCCGGCCAUCUUUUAUAGCCGUUCCCCGCGACACUAGCAAGGCGCCGUACCGGGUCGAGGCGGACGUGCUGCUAGGCGCCGACGGCAUCAAGAGCAACACGCGCGUGGCGAUGAUGGAGAAACUCGGCAUCCAGACAGCCGUGAAGGAUACGAAUCAAGCGUCCUACCGAAUCAUGAUCCACAAGGACCAGAUCAAGGACGACCCGGAGCUUCUGGAGCUGAUGAACAGCAACACGGUGUCUCGCUGGAUCGGCGAGAAGCGACACAUCAUCGCAUACCCGGUAUCCAACAAUACCAUUUAUAAUUUGUCGACUGUUCAGCCCGAUACGAAUUUCGCGGCCGCCACCAACGCCACCUAUACCACUCGCGGCUCGAAGAAGGUCAUGUUGGACGUGUUUAAUGAUUUCUGCCCCAUGGUCCAGCGCAUGCUGAACUAUGUCCCCGAAGGGGAGAUCUGUGAGUGGAAAUUGCGCGUUCAUGAACCGUUGGAUACAUGGGUUCAUGAGUCCACUGCUCUCGUCGGUGAUGCGUGCCAUCCGACUUUGCCACAUCUUGCGCAGGGAGCGGCGCAGGCUAUUGAAGAUGGUGCAGUGAUUGCCAUCGCCUUGGCCCGGUUACCGAAUACAACGCCCGCCUCGAUUCACAAGGCGCUCAAGGUGUAUGAGAAGAUUCGCAAGGAGCGAGCGUACGCACUUGUAGAGCUGGCGGCUGCAUCGGGUCGAGCUCUUCAUUUAGGGGAGGGUGCUGCUAAGGAGGAGCGUGAUAAGCAGUUCGCAGCUCUGAAGAAUGGUAACGGGCCGGUGCCUGAUAAGUGGGCAGAUGCGGAUGUCCAACGGACUAUCUAUGGCUUUGAUUGCCAGAAGGAGACGCAGGAGAGGUUUGAUGAAUAUUUCGCGUAAGCAUUGCUCUAAUUUUGGGGGUCUGUGAUUGAUGUAUUGUGUAUACAGAAGCUGAUGCGAUAGAAGGUCUCCACGAGAUGCUAAGUUAAUAUGAGUAGGGAGUUCACGUAGAGAAUGAAUGUAAAUAUGAAGACAUGAAGCCGGAUAUAGAUCAAUCAGUUGUAUUUAACGUGCAAGAGGCUUAUUCACCAUUGCUGCAAUUAAAUGUGUCUUCUCUUCCUGGAACGGGGUUUACUGGGACUAGAUUUAUUGUGCCAGGGAGUUUAUAUACUUUCCGAAACUAUUCAGAGAAGAUACCAUCGGAGUGAUUGGCCUCUGUACAUACAUCAUUUGACACUCACAUCUCC